GAAUCCAUACACUCCGUGACCUUUUUUUUUAAAAUGACUAUCCUCAAAUUACUUGUCAUAAAUUUUUCUGGUUUAAUUAGCGUAAAAACCGCUUUAGCGCAAGGCUAUAAUAAUUAUGGUCCGUCAAAUAACGGCUACAACUACAACAACCCAUCCCCGGUGUACACGCCAACCACCCCGCCACCGCUGCCACAACCGCUACCCACGCCACCACCGCCUCUGUACGGUUCCGGUGUCCCUUCCCCGGUAUAUCAAACAUACACACCGGCGCCUUAUCAGUAUUACGCCCAACCGACACCACAACCUUUUCCAUUACCGCCUUCUCCGUAUGGCAACGGAUACAACGUCCGCACCACGCCGGCUCCCGUUCCCGUGCCACCGGCGCCAUACUCCAGCGGAUCUCCGGCGAAUUCUUAUAACACGAUACCCAUGUACCCGGUAAUUCAACGCCAGCCGUAUAGUAAUCCCCCCAAUUGCCGGUGUGACCUUAGUCCGUAUAUUGUUAUCCCGGUGUGCGGGAAUGAUGGAGUGACGUACGGGAAUAUCUGCGAUCUGGUUAAUGCUAUGGCAAACACGCAAGGUUUAGGAUUUCGGUGUGGCACGGCGUGUCCUUGCCGAUACGAUGUAGUUGAUUACCGAGGCGAGAUAGAGCGUCCCAUUCGCGGGAAUUUCGCCAACUGCUUGACUAACGGUACCACCGUGCGCAGCCCGGCGGAUGUCCGCACAGCGCUGGUUUUCGAUCCAUCUAUUGGUGUACGAUGCGACGCUGAUUGCUCCACCUGUCAGAACGGCCCCUGGCGAUGUCCCAGCUACUACAUGGAUUUCACCCCGCACUACAACGACAACCGACCUGUCUCCACCACUUCCCUGUCCACCAUCAUCAACGGUCUUCCGCGUCCCUCUAGUACGUUCGCCCCGCCUCUCAACGGAUACGGUCAACCGGCAGCCACCACCCGCCGCCGCACCACUACCACUCCGCGACCCGCGGUGGUCGUUAUAGCCGGUACCCCGGGUAACCGCCCCACUGGAGCGGCGCCCGCCGUGGUGGUCGUGCCACCCGCUACCCGAGGAUCACCGGCGCCACCGGCAGUGGUGGUUGUAGCUCCCGGAGGCGAGGUCGAAGCCACACCGGCACCGGAAGGUGAAACAACCCAACCCACGGAAGGAGAGAUAACGGAAACGCCAGCGGAGCCUGGGGGGGAAGCGACGGAAGCGGCGCCGAAUGCAGAAGAGACCACGGAGGGCGGGACUCCUGAAGAAGGUGCUACCGAGGCCCCAACUGAGGGAGAGGCAACGGAACCCAGUGGAGAAUCCCCGGCUCCAGAGGAAAAUCCAGGAGAAGCUCCAGCUACAGAUGUAACGCCAGGAGAGACUCCGGCACCGGAGGAGACCCCAGCGCCGGAAGAAACACCUGCCGAAGGCUCGACGGAACCGGCUGCCGGGGCACCGGAAGAGGCGCAACCCAGUGAAGAAGAAUCGGCAAGUGCACCGCCGGAAGGUGAAGCUCCAGGUGAAACUCCCGCUCCGGCGGAAAGAGAAAACCCGGAAGCCACGGAAGCACCUGCGGAAACGCCUGCUCCGGAAAACCCUCCAACAGAAGGGGAAGCUGCUCUGGCAGAAGGGAACCCAGAGGGUGAAAACGCACCACCGGCGGAAGGUGAGGCAACGCCAGCAGCGGAAGGCGAGGGCACACCCCCGCCCGAAGGCGGUGAGGAAACCCCGACACCGAAAGCCUCCAGUGAGUCUCCGGAAUCAAGUUCGCCGACAUCCCCGGAAACGUCAACCGGUGCUGCGGGAGAGGAAGCAACCAGCGUCGCAAAUGAGCCAGUAUAAUAAAAUUCUAAAUUACCAAUUAAAUAAUAUGACAAGUUGACAACCAAGAAACUUUGGCAACCGUUCCACUUGUGUUUCGACCGACCGCUGUGUUACAACUAAUCAACCUUUUUGCUACCAAAUGAACAAUCUUUAUACAAAAAUAUUCUCCAGUGUCUGAUAUUCAGAAAAAAGCAGGCAGUUUGAAAUGGCAAAGAAA
This is a messenger RNA of Paramacrobiotus metropolitanus, 2032 nucleotides long. RefSeq names its product mucin-2-like. Gene Ontology annotation, molecular function: protein binding. The record is from RefSeq and is a predicted model, not a curated record. The transcript is spliced from 5 exons. NCBI's taxonomy places the organism in Eukaryota, Metazoa, Tardigrada, Eutardigrada, Parachela, Macrobiotidae. Bases 34 to 1833 code for a protein of 599 amino acids.